AUGUCGCCACAGACGCAAUAUGCUUCUCCCCCUGUUCAGCACAUGCCUCCUCAGGGUCAGCACAUGCCUCCUCAAGGUCAACAAAUGCCUCCCCAGGGUCAACAAAUGGCCCCUCCAGGGCAAAUGCCUCGUAUGCCAUCGCAGCAGAUGCCUCAACAGAUGCCAAUGCAGCAGCAAAUGAUGCCUCAACAACAGAUGAUGCCACCCGGUCAGCCUUAUUACUAUCCUCCUCCCCCUCCUCAGGGUUACUAUCCUCCUCCUCAAGGUUACUACGGACAUCCUCCACCACAGCAGCAGCUUAAACCCAAGCCAAAGCCUACAACAAGUGAGCUUACCAUGAUGGGAAUGCCUACUGUUGGUGCCAAAGGUAAAAACAAACCUCAAAAAGCGAACUUGAGGGCUGCAUUGAACAACGGAGAGUUUGGUAUUUAG
Messenger RNA from Candidozyma duobushaemuli, 432 nucleotides. RefSeq lists its product as uncharacterized. Bases 1 to 432 code for a protein of 143 amino acids. The record is from RefSeq and is a predicted model, not a curated record. The transcript is spliced from 2 exons. NCBI's taxonomy places the organism in Eukaryota, Fungi, Ascomycota, Pichiomycetes, Serinales, Metschnikowiaceae.